Molecule: messenger RNA, 1340 nt
Organism: Porites lobata
Lineage: Eukaryota; Metazoa; Cnidaria; Anthozoa; Scleractinia; Poritidae
Source: the annotation of a GenBank genome assembly
AUGACUGUGGCAGAGCUGAGAGCUGAAUGUUUAGCACGAGCAUUGAAUGAUGAAGGAUUAAAGAAAGAUCUGCAGCAAAAUCUAAAGGAACAGCUUAAGGGUGUACAGAGAGUGCAGCAUAGCUGAUCAAUGAGCAGGAUAAGAGCACGGAAGAGAUCGACUUACGUACAGAAUCUUUAACAAAUGAUAUUUUUUCAAUACUUGCAGUUCAUUUAUAUGUAAUAAAAAGGCUUAACAGAAGUAACAAUUUGACGUUAAUGUGGUACACAGGCAUGCAUUUAUUUAAAUAAAGCCAAAUAUAUUAACUUAAUACAAAAUUUCCAUCAUGCGUAAGCGCAUACAAUUGAAUCACUUUGUAAGCAAACCCUACAAUGUACAUGUACAUCUAAUACAAAACAUAAACACUCAUCUGAAUUGAAAAUAUGCCAGUCUUUUAUUUGCUUUUCUUAUUGCUGUUUUUUUACGCAUGUAUGAAGUCCUGCCUACAGAGCCAUUGCACUAUAUCAAAGAACACAUUUCCAAUGUUGUCACUGAAAUUGUUGCUCACCUUUCUGAUGAAGAGAAGGCAUUAUGUGAAAAAGCAGUUGAGGUAGUGGCAUGAACAAAAGACCAACUUCGUGGUUCAGACUACCGAGAGAUGUCUAUAGUGCUUGCCAAACAACUAAAAGGUAACAUUUAAGGAUCUGACAUUUUUUUUACAAAAAGGCAAUAUAUUAUCAUACUGUUGUUGCAGCUGAUCUCACACCGCUAUGAAACAUGCUUUUAGCCAGAUUUAGAUGUGAGAAAAACACUUAGAGUACCCAAGAACUUAAGUUUUGCAUGAAACGUAAGGUUAAUUUACAAUGUGCAUGUGCAGUUUAAUAGACUGAUGUAAUAGAUUUAAAUAAAUUUCAAAAUUUUGUGAAUCUGCAGGGCCAUCCAAUAGGGCCAUUUCUCACUGAAAGAAUGACACUAACCUGUGGCUACUUAAUCCUAAUUCCCAAGCCACAUUUAAAAGUUAAAGGCAUCUCUGAUUGGUCUUAGUCUGCAUAAAUAAGGUAGCCAUAUAAAAAAAUCAGGUACUUAAAAUGAGCAUGGCAUGGCAAUCUGUUGACGUUGAUUGUCCACUUGUAACUGUAUGUAUUGUUUUAACUGUUUAAUGUGGAAGAUUUGUGAGUGAUAAAGCGCAGACCCUUCUGGAUACCUUGACAGAAUUAUCCGGGAUUCUUUAUGCAAGACCAGAGGAGCGCUGCACAAGAGGCAUCCUAAGAGUUCACAAUCAGACCUUUCUCCAUGCCAUUGUGUGCGAAGAAGUCAUUGGAAAGCCUCAGAUCCUCUCAGAGAAAACGUUUUAUUGGUGA